Messenger RNA from Neopelma chrysocephalum (saffron-crested tyrant-manakin), 1149 nucleotides. RefSeq names its product RAP1 GTPase activating protein (gene RAP1GAP). The record is from RefSeq and is a predicted model, not a curated record. The annotation marks the transcript as partial. Gene Ontology annotation, biological process: regulation of small GTPase mediated signal transduction; activation of GTPase activity. Lineage: Eukaryota; Metazoa; Chordata; Aves; Passeriformes; Pipridae. The transcript is spliced from 13 exons. Gene Ontology annotation, cellular component: cytoplasm; membrane. Gene Ontology annotation, molecular function: GTPase activator activity.
CCCCGGCCCCGCCGCCCCCGGAAGCGCCAUGGGCCCCCCCGGACCCCCUCGCACCACCUAGACGUGUCUCCAGCCAGCACCACCACCCCACCCCAGGGCAGCAGGAUGGCCCAGCAGCGCCACGCCGUCCCCCCGCCGCUCAAGACGGAGGAGGAUUACAUCCCCUACCCCAGCGUGCACGAGGUGCUGGGCCGGGAGGGGCCGUUCCCCCUCAUCCUCCUGCCGCAGUUCGGGGGUUACUGGAUCGAGGGCACCAACCACCAGCUGAGCGGGACCCCCGACUCGCCCCCCACCCCGGCCCCCGGCACCCGGGCAAAGCUGGAGGGCAACCACACGGCCAAGAUCUACCGCAAGCACUUCCUGGGCAAGGAGCACUUCAACUAUUACUCCCUGGACCCGGCCCUGGGCCACCUCGUCUUCUCCCUCAAGUACGACGAGCAGGAGCACCUCCACCUGCUGCUGCGCACCCGUGCCCGCACCCUGCACGACGUGGUGCCCAUCUCCUGCCUGGCUGAGUUCCCCAACGUGGUGCAGAUGGCCAAGCUGGUGUGUGAGGACGUCAACGUGGAUCGGUUCUACCCUGUGCUCUACCCCAAGGCCUCCCGCCUCAUCCUCGCCUUUGACGAGCACGUGCUCAGCAACCACUUCAAAUUUGGGGUCAUCUACCAAAAACUGGGGCAGACCUCAGAGGAGGAGCUUUUCGGCACCACGGAGGAGAGCCCGGCCUUCGCCGAGUUCCUCGACGUCCUGGGCCAGCGGGUGCAGCUGCGGGACUUCAAGGGGUUCCGGGGGGGUCUGGACGUGACCCACGGGCAGACGGGCAGCGAGUCCGUCUACUGCCACUUCCGCGACAAGGAGAUCAUGUUCCACGUGUCCACCAAACUGCCCUACACCGAGGGGGACGCCCAGCAGCUGCAGCGGAAGCGCCACAUCGGGAACGACAUCGUGGCCAUCGUCUUCCAGGACGAGAACACGCCGUUCGUGCCCGACAUGAUCGCCUCCAACUUCCUCCACGCCUUCGUGGUGGUGCAGCUGGAGCAGGGGGGCACCCAGGGCACCCUCUACAAGGUCUCGGUCACCGCCCGGGAUGACGUGCCCUUCUUCGGCCCUCCGCUGCCCGACCCCGCCGUCUUCAGGAAGGUGAGCGCC